Pimephales promelas (fathead minnow) is the source of this 6547-nucleotide messenger RNA. It is a transcript of the gene dock1, whose product is annotated as dedicator of cytokinesis 1. Gene Ontology annotation, biological process: myoblast fusion; cell migration; small GTPase-mediated signal transduction. The record is from RefSeq and is a predicted model, not a curated record. Gene Ontology annotation, molecular function: small GTPase binding; guanyl-nucleotide exchange factor activity. Lineage: Eukaryota; Metazoa; Chordata; Actinopteri; Cypriniformes; Leuciscidae. Gene Ontology annotation, cellular component: plasma membrane; cytoplasm.
AUGGGUUCAGUGAUGGUGGAAAAUGGCGGCUAGAUGAGUCUUUCCACUCCUACAGAGAAAAGAAAAAGUGUGUGGAAAAACUGGAUAUAUAUAUAUUUGGAAUAGCGACAACAACACUCACGGGCCUCUCACAAACCUUCUUCAUCAGUGAGGAUGUCGCGCUGGGUGCCCACGAAGAAAGAGAAGUACGGAGUAGCCAUCUAUAACUAUGAUGCUCGCAGUGAUGAAGAGCUUUCCUUACAGAUCGGGGACACUGUACACAUUCUGGAGACUUAUGAAGGAUGGUAUCGAGGGUAUCGGCUGAGGAGAAAAUCGAAGAAGGGUGUGUUUCCGGCUUGUUACAUCCAUCUGAAAGAGGCCACGGUUGAAGGCAGUGGACAAAAGGAGACGGUCAUUCCUACUGAGCUCCCGCUGGUUCACGAGGUCACGACUACGCUGCGAGAAUGGGCGACGAUAUGGAGGGACCUAUAUGUGGGCGACAAGCGUGAGAUGUUCAACACGGUCCGAGACAUGAUCUAUGACUUGAUCGAGUGGCGCUCCCAGAUCCUGUCCGGCACGCUCCCGCAAGACGAGAUGUCGGAGCUCAAACAGAAAGUCACCUCCAAGAUGGACUAUGGGAACAAGUAUUUAGACUUGGAUCUGGUGGUUAGAGAUAAAGAUGGGAAUAUUCUUGAUCCUGACCUGACCAGCACUGUCAAUCUGUUCCGAGCGCAUGAAGCCGCGUCCAAGCAGAUUGAAGCUCGCAUCCAAGAGGAAAAGUCUCAGAAGCAGAACAUGGAUUUGAGCAGGCAGGCGAAGUUUGCCUCCACACCCUCGUUUGCCUUGUUCGUCACGCUCAAGAAUGUCGUGUGCAAAAUCGGAGAAGAUGCAGAAGUGCUGAUGUCACUCUAUGAUCCGAUCGAGUCUAAGUUUAUCAGUGAAAACUAUCUUGUACGGUGGUCCAGCUCAGGUUUGGCGAAAGACAUCGAUCAGCUGCAUAACCUGCGUGCCGUAUUCACGGAUCUGGGGAGUGAAGACCUGACGAGGGAGAAAAUCAGUUUUGUUUGUCAGAUUGUUCGAGUGGGCCGAAUGGAGCUCAGAGAUAACAACACUAAGAAAUUAACAUCCGGCCUCCGCAGACCCUUCGGUGUGGCAGUGAUGGACGUCACAGACAUCAUCACGGGCAAGAUGGACGACGAGGACAAGCAACACUUCAUUCCGUUCCAGCCGGUGGCUGGCGAGAACGACUUCCUUCAGACAGUCAUCAACAAGGUCAUCGCUGCCAAAGAGGUCAAUCACAAAGGUCAAGGAUUGUGGGUUACACUGAAGUUGCUUCCAGGUGAUAUUCAUCAGAUCCGUAAAGAUUUCCCUCACCUGGUGGACCGUUCCACCGCCGUCGCUCGCAAAAUGGGCUUCCCAGAAAUCAUCAUGCCAGGUGAUGUUCGUAAUGACAUCUACGUGACGCUGGUUCAGGGGGAUUUUGAUAAAGGCAGUAAGACGACGCCCAAGAACGUGGAGGUCACCAUGUCCGUACACGACGAAGAUGGAAAGAAACUCGAGAACGUGAUCUUCCCUGGUGCAGGAGAUGAAGGCAUUCUGGAGUAUAAAUCAGUCAUCUACUACCAGGUCAAACAGCCACGCUGGUUUGAAACCUUCAAGGUUGCGAUCCCGAUUGAAGAUGUCAACAGGAGUCACCUGCGGUUCACGUUCAAACACAGAUCGUCUCAGGACUGCAAGGAUAAAUCUGAAAAGAACUUUGCUCUGUCGUUUGUUAAGCUGAUGAGGUAUGACGGCACGACGCUGAGGGACGGAGAACACGAUCUCAUCGUCUAUAAGGCAGAAGCCAAGAAAUUGGAGGACUCCACCAUGUACCUGAGCUUGGCCUCCACCAAACCAGAGAUGGAGGAAAGAAACCCCUCGUCAGGGAAGAACACGCAGAAUCUGGGCAGCUUCACCAUCAGCAAAGACUCCUUUCAGAUCUCAACGCUGGUGUGCUCCACCAAACUCACACAGAACGUUGAUCUCCUGGGCCUUCUGAAGUGGAGGUCCAACACCAGUUUACUACAGCAAAACCUGCGUCACCUGAUGAAAGUGGAAGGAGGGGAGGUCGUAAAGUUUCUGCAGGACACUUUGGACGCCCUCUUCAACAUCAUGAUGGAGAACUCGGACAGUGAAACGUUUGACACCCUUGUGUUUGAUGCUCUGGUCUUCAUUAUUGGACUGAUCGCAGACAGGAAGUUCCAUCAUUUCAAUCCGGUUCUGGAGACGUACAUCCGCAAGCACUUCAGUGCCACCCUUGCUUACACAAAGCUGACCAAAGUCCUGAAGAACUAUGUGGAUAAUGCGGAGAAGCUCGCGGAGCAGCUGCUGAAAGCUCUGAAAGCUUUGGAUUACAUCUUCAAAUUCAUCGUGAGGUCCCGGGUUCUCUUCAACCAGCUCUACGAGAACAAAGGCGAGAGUGAUUUCAUGGAGUCCCUGAGGAAUCUCUUUACUUCGUUUAACUCCAUGAUGAACAGCAGUGCUGAGGGGACCGCCGGGGUCAAGGGCGCUGCGCUGAAAUACGUCCCAACUAUCGUCAACGAUCUGAAACUGGUGUUUGAUCCAAAGGAGCUCAGCAAGCUGUUCAGUGACUUUAUACUCAAAGUUCCUCUGGGGCGUCUGGUGAAGCAGAAGUUGAACUGCAUGAUUGACAUCGUCCACAGCGACCUGUUUACUCAGCAUGACUGCAGAGAGAUCCUGUUGCCGUUGAUGACGGAGCAGCUGAAACUUCAUCUGGAGAAUCAUGAAGAGCUGGAGUCCUGCUGUCAGCUUCUCAGCAACAUCCUUGAGGUGCUUUACAGGAAGGACGUGGGUCCGACGCAGUGGCACGUACAGAUCAUAAUGGAGAAGCUUCUGAGGACCGUUAACAGGACCGUGAUCUCUAUGGGACGAGACUCUUUUCUCAUAGGCAGUUUCGUAGCCUGUAUGACCGCCACUCUGCGGCAGAUGGACGACUAUCACUACGCCCACCUCAUCAGCACCUUUGGGAAGAUGCGCACAGAUGUGGUGGAUUUCCUCAUGGAGACGUUUAUCAUGUUUAAGGAUCUCAUUGGAAAGAAUGUCUAUCCUGCUGACUGGGUCAUAAUGAACAUGAUGCAGAAUAAAGUCUUCCUGCGAGCCAUCAAUCAGUACGCCGCCGUUCUCAGCAAGAAGUUCCUCGAUCAAACCAACUUUGAGCUGCAGUUGUGGAAUAACUACUUCCACCUCGCUGUGGCGUUCCUUACCCAGGAGUCUUUGCAGCUUGAGAACUUUUCAAGUGAUAAACGGGCCAAGAUCUUCCACAAGUAUCAAGACAUGCGACGACAGAUUGGCUUUGAGAUCCGAGACAUGUGGUACAACCUAGGUCCACACAAGAUCAAGUUCAUCCCUGAGAUGGUGGGUCCGAUCUUGGAGAUGACGCUGGUUCCGGAGAUCGAGCUGCGUAAAGCCACCAUUGCCAUCUUCUUUGACAUGAUGCAGUGCGAGUUUCACUUCAGACGCUGUUUCCAGACGUUUGAGAACGAGAUCAUCACCAAGCUGGAUCACGAGGUGGAAGGAGGCCGAGGAGACGAACAGUACAAAAUCCUCUUCCAGAAGAUUCUGUUGGAGCACUGCAGGAAACACAAGUAUCUGGCUAAGUCCGGUGAAACCUUCGUGACUCUGGUGGUCCGUCUGUUGGAGAGACUUCUGGACUACAGGACCAUCAUGCACGACGAGAACAAGGAGAACCGCAUGAGCUGCACAGUAAAUGUGCUGAAUUUCUACAAGGAGAUCGAGAGAGAAGAGAUGUACAUCAGGUACCUGUAUAAGCUCUGUGACCUGCAUAAGGAGUGUGAUAACUACACAGAAGCCGGAUACACACUACUACUGCAUGCUAAACUCCUCAAGUGGUCUGAAGAGCCAUGUGCCGCCCACCUGACGCAGAGAGACGGAUACCACGCCAGCACUCAGGGUCAACUCAAAGACCAGCUGUAUCAGGAGAUCAUCAAUUACUUCGACAAGGGAAAGAUGUGGGAGGAGGCCAUUAUCCUGGGGAAGGAGUUAGCCGAACAGUACGAGAACGAGAUGUUUGACUUUGAGCAGCUGAGCACUUUACUGAGGAAGCAGGCUCAGUUUUAUGAGAGCAUUGUGAAGGUGAUCAGACCAAAGCCAGACUACUUUGCUGUGGGUUAUUAUGGGCUGGGCUUCCCCUCAUUUCUCCGGAAUAAGAUGUUCAUCUAUCGGGGGAAGGAGUAUGAGCGGUGGGAGGAUUUUGAGGCGAGACUGCUGACUCAGUUCCCCAACGCGGAGAAGAUGAAGACCACCGCCCCUCCCAGCGAGGACAUCAGGAGCUCCUCGGGACAGUACAUUCAGUGUUUCACAGUGAAACCCAUCCUUGAACUGCCACCCAAGUUCCAGAACAAACCCGUAUCAGAGCAGAUUGUGAGCUUUUACACCGUGAACGAGGUCCAAAAGUUCCAGUAUUCGCGGCCGGUCCGGAAAGGAGAGAAAGAUCCCGACAAUGAGUUUGCAAACAUGUGGAUUGAAAGAACGACUUACGUAACCGCCUAUAAGCUGCCUGGCAUCCUGCGCUGGUUUGAAGUCGUGUCUGCCACGCCGGAGGAAAUCAGUCCCCUUGAAAACGCUCUGGAGACCAUGCAACUGACCAAUGAGAAAAUCAGCAACAUGGUCCAGCGCCACCUUAACGACCCCAGCCUUCCCAUCAACCCCCUCUCUUUGCUCCUCAACGGCAUCGUGGACCCAGCUGUCAUGGGCGGCUUUGCUAAUUAUGAGAAGGCCUUUUUCACUGAGAAAUACAUCCAGGAACAUCAAAUUGACCAGGAGAAGAUUGAAAGGCUGAAGGAUUUGAUUGCCUGGCAGAUCCCGAACCUGGCUGAAGGGGUUCGUAUCCACGGCGAGAAGGUGACGGAGGCGCUACGACCGUUUCACGAGCGUUUGGAGGCAUGUUUCAAACAGCUCAAAGAGAAGGUGGAGAAACAGUACGGCGUCAGAACACUACCUCCCAUGUCAGACGAGCGGCGGGGAAGUCGGCCACGUUCAAUGGUUCGCUCAUUCACCAUGCCAUCGUCUCAGAGGCCACUGUCCGUCGCGUCUGUGACCUCCAUAUCAUCAGACAACUCACCUUCCAGACCGGGAUCAGACGGAUUUGCCUUGGAGCCUCUUUUACCAAAGAAGCAGCACUGUAAGUCCCAGGAUAAACUGGAUCGAGAUGAACCUGAGAAAGACCGGAAGGAGAAAAAGAAGGAGAAGAGGAACAGUAAACACCAGGAGCUGUUUGAUAAGGAACUGAAGACCGCUGAUAUACCCCAGCAGCCCAGUGAGGCGGUCAUACUGUCAGAGACCAUCAGUCCGUUGAGGCCCCAGAGGCCGAAGAGUCAGGUGAUCAACUUACUGGGUGAGAAAAGACUCUCUGUGUCCCCCGGAGCCCCUGCCAACCCGUCUGCUCCCAACGCCCCGCCUCCCAUCACCCCCCGGGUCAAACUGCACUUCAGCUUACUGACUGGAUCCAAUCUAGAGCUGAAUGGGACGGGUUAUGGAGAUAAGGGGGAAACCCCGCCCCCACUUCCUGUCAAGAGCAGCAUGGGUGACUAUGGAAACCUGAUGGACAACUCAGACCUGGCCAGUCCGACCACACCCCCUCCUCCACCGCCACACCCGCGGCACCUUCCGCCCCCCUUACCCAGCAAGACCCCUCCACCUCCACCUCCAAAGACCACGAGAAAGCAGACCUCCAUCGACUCGGGCAUCGUCCAAUAAGAGAAGACGGCAGUGUCGAACAGAGACAUCCAGAGACAUCGGCCCUCUUCCAACGAUUUUACGUCAACAUCCCUGACAGUGUGGCAUGAUGAAUCGCUCACCUCAGCCCUUCUCAUAACGGCCGAUUAUUGCUUGUCCACCGCCGGAUCAGCGCUCCAAGCCGAGAUCUCAAAUCACUCCAGACAACUGCAAAUAUAGAUGCAGUGGAACUGGAGGCAGGGAAUUCUGGGGGUUUUGGCAGAUGGUGCAUGUUUAGCUAAAACUAAAGAUGAAUUGUAGUGUUUCUCUCUUUAGGCGGGAACGUAGUCGGGAACAUGCUUUUAAUGCACACGACCAGUUCAUAAUCAAAGAUCUCUCAUUUUUACAUAUUUUUAUCCUCACUAUAUACACAUUUAUGUACAGAGGUUUGUAUAUAUGAUUUUAUUUUAUUGCUUUUCUUGAAAGUACAUUUUAUAUGCAGUUUAUAUAAAUAAUUGGCAUUUUUAUCCAAAAAGGGUUGAUUUUUCUAAAGAGAGGGACAGUAAAGGUAUUCCUACAUACAUCUUUUAUUGAUUUAGUUGUUGUUCUUUCUCAUUUGGAGUGGAAACAACUAAAAGUCAUUGUGCCAAUCAAGCGUAUAAGCCACAUAAAGGAACAGUGUGCAUAUGGAUAACAUUGACUGCUCCAAAUCCACUACUGACUUCUGAAUAAACUUAAUGUAUGUAUUUGUAAAGGGGCUCUUGUUUGAUUCAUGCUAAUCCAGAGCAAUGUAGCCAUUCAAGACCCAAUAGAAAAUAAACUAACAGUUCAUUUA